Austrofundulus limnaeus is the source of this 451-nucleotide messenger RNA. RefSeq names its product nuclear GTPase SLIP-GC. Gene Ontology annotation, molecular function: GTPase activity. The record is from RefSeq and is a predicted model, not a curated record. NCBI's taxonomy places the organism in Eukaryota, Metazoa, Chordata, Actinopteri, Cyprinodontiformes, Rivulidae.
GAAAGAGAAAGCUGCCUCUUCAGGGUGAGUCCAGCACGCAGCCAACACCAACUAAACGACACCGCUGGGCUGAAUCUAAAGAUACGAAAAUUCAGUGUGAAGUAAAACAGAUAAUGAGCGGUGUCAGCGCCCAACUGGUCAGACAGAACAGCACGGAACUCAAUCAGUUCCUGAAGCUAAAGAGCUAUCUGAAGAAUUAGUAAAGUUCACAAGAAAUAACACAGAAGGGGGGCGCUCAUAUUGGCCACUGGUAAAGUGUGUGACUGUGAAGGUACCAGAGAAUCCACUUCUCCAGCACGUCACACUGGUGGACCUUCCUGGAAACGGUGACAUUAACAAGAGCAGGGAUAACAUAUGGAAACAGAUUGUUGGAGACUGUUCUACUGUGUGGAUUGUGGCUGAUAUGGACCGAGCAGCAUCUGAGGAAGAAUCCUGGGAAAUCCUGGAAAGU